This is a messenger RNA of Nematostella vectensis (starlet sea anemone), 2372 nucleotides long. RefSeq names its product protein SDA1 homolog. The transcript is spliced from 23 exons. Bases 110 to 2248 code for a protein of 712 amino acids. Gene Ontology annotation, cellular component: nucleolus. Gene Ontology annotation, biological process: ribosomal large subunit export from nucleus; ribosomal large subunit biogenesis. The record is from RefSeq and is a predicted model, not a curated record. Lineage: Eukaryota; Metazoa; Cnidaria; Anthozoa; Actiniaria; Edwardsiidae.
CCCAGUCUUCUAGAAUUACUCCACGUGAGAAAGUUUAGAUUCUGAAAUCGAAAGUAUAUUUGAUCGAUUCAUGUAACAUUUCACAUUUUUCACCUUAUGAUUUGCAAACAUGAAGGAACGAAAAAGCAGUAAGAUGCCAAACAACCUUCCACAGCUGCAGAACUUGAUUAAACGAGAUUCUGACUCGUACAAAGAGGAGUUUCUUCAGCAGCUUAGGCAUUAUCAGUCAAAUCUGCAGAUUUUCAAGUUGAAUCCAUCCCACACAAGUAAAGUCCUACAAGAGCUCGUCAUGUUUUUAUGCCAGGUUGCCCACUGCUAUCCUGAUCACCUUGGGUCCCUACCACAAGAGUUAAAGGACCUGUUACAUAAACACCACAGCGUGAUGGACUCAGAUCUGCGGAUGACAUUGUGCAGAGCUCUAAUCCUCCUACGAAAUAAAGACUUAAUAUCUCCAACCAGUAUUCUAGAACUGUUCUUUGAGCUGUUCAGAUGUAACGACAAAGUUCUACGACAAGUUUUAUAUACCCAUAUUGUGACAGAUAUCAAGAAUAUGAAUGCAAAGCAUAAAAAUAAUAAAGUUAAUUCAACAUUACAAAACUUCAUGUACACAAUGCUAAAGGAUAGCAAUGCCGUCGCUGCCAAGAAGUCUUUAGAUGUUCUGAUAGAGCUGUACAAACGGAACGUGUGGAAGGAUGCCAAGACUGUCAAUGUUAUAACAACUGCUUGCUUUUCUCCUGUACCAAAGAUUUUAGUAGCAGCCCUCAAGUUCUUUCUUGGUAGUGAUGAAGGUUCGGCAGGGGAUGAUAGUGAUAGUGAGAGUGAUAAUGAACGUGUUGAAACAAAAAAGCAGCUCGUCCAUGCAUCAGGAGUCAACAAGAAAAAUGCAAAGAAAAAAAAGAAAUUAGAAAAAGCACUUGCACACCUCAGAAAACACAAAAAGAAGCACAAGCAAACAUCUGUAAACUUUUCAGCUCUGCACCUUAUUAAUGACCCACAAGGUUUUUCAGAAAGAUUGUUCAAGCAGCUAGAGGCCUCCACAGGCCGAUUCGAAGUUCGCAUUAUGUUAAUGAAUUUAAUAUCUAGGCUGAUUGGUGUACAUCAGUUAUUUGUAUUCAAUUUUUAUCCAUUUCUACAAAGAUAUUUACAACCACAUCAAAGAGAGGUCACCAAACUCCUCAUGUUUUUCUCUCAAGCUUCACAUGACCUUGUCCCACCUGAGGUGGUAGAACCUGGUGUAAGAACUAUUGUGAAUAACUUUGUGACGGAGAGGAACUCUCACGAGGUUAUGGCUGUUGGGUUAAAUGCAGUCCGUGAGGUGUGUCAGAGAUGUCCCCUUGUUAUGACUGACACCCUUCUUCAGGAUCUGGCACAAUACAAGACGUCCAAAGACAAAAGUGUGAUGAUGGCUUCACGGUCUCUGAUCCAGCUCUUCAGAUCAGUCAACCCUAAUCUACUUCACAAGAAAGACAGAGGCCAGCCAACAGAGAGUAGGGAGGACUCCAAGCCAUUAGAUUAUGCUGCUGUAGAGGCCAAGGAUUAUAUCCCAGGAGCUGAGGUACUGGAUGAGGCAGAACCUGAACCUACUGAUGCAGAUGGGUGGGAGACGGAUGAAGCAUGUGAUGAUGGCAGCGAUGAGGAUGGUUGGAUUGAUGUGCAGCAUUCGUCAGAUGAGGAGCAGUCUGGAGAUGAGGAUGGAGAAGACAGCGAAUCUGAGAGGGAAGAGGAAGAUGAAGAUCCAUCAGGGGAAAACCAAGAGGGUGGAGAGGAUGGGCAGACGCGCGCGGCGAGGAUCAGUCAGAUGAGGGUACAGUACGUCCGUUUUUGCAGAGAUAUCCUUACAGACGAAGAUUUUAAGAAAAUCCGGAUGAAACAACUCACGAAAGAAGUUCAGCCCAAACUUGGCAAAAAGCGAAAGCGGGCAACUACAACAGAAGAACCUCAAGGUAGUAGAAAUGAGCUUGUGGCGCUAGAAAACAUUGAGGGGAUUUACAAGAAAAGGAAACACGACAAGGCAUCAAGACUCGAAACCGUCAUAGCGGGACGCCAAGACAGACCAAAGUAUGGCACGAAGAAAAAGGCAAAGAUGAACGAGCACGCGGGCACGUCCAACAAAGAAAAGAGACGAAAGAAGAACUUUAUGAUGAUGCGCCACAACAAGCUCGUCCGUGGCAAGACCAAGCGGUCUUUCCGAGACAAGCAGAUUGCUCUCCGGGACUCGCUUCUAAAGCGGAAGAAGAGCAAGAUAUAGCGAUUCAUAAAGGCUUAUACCUGCAUUUUAUUAUGCUAGUGAUGUUACUGUAAAAUCACUUUGCGAAUGAAUAUAUGGAAAUAAAUUAUAAUUGCAGAAAGCCUCUGCAAAGGUGUUCUUUGAA